This is a messenger RNA of Actinia tenebrosa (Australian red waratah sea anemone), 3083 nucleotides long. RefSeq names its product extracellular tyrosine-protein kinase PKDCC. NCBI's taxonomy places the organism in Eukaryota, Metazoa, Cnidaria, Anthozoa, Actiniaria, Actiniidae. Gene Ontology annotation, cellular component: extracellular region. Gene Ontology annotation, biological process: skeletal system development; peptidyl-tyrosine phosphorylation. The record is from RefSeq and is a predicted model, not a curated record. Gene Ontology annotation, molecular function: ATP binding; non-membrane spanning protein tyrosine kinase activity.
ACGUAGACUGUCAUCACUAAUCCCAAUGUCACGCGUCAAAGCCCUACUUGUAAGCUUGCAAAUUUUCCAGAACUCGAGAUAUCAUGAAGCUCUCAAGAAAUGAGACUUUAGUCCUGACGUCUUUUCGUGUCGGUGUGAACUAUGAACAGACGUAGAAUUCACCGCUCUUUUCUCCGUCUCUUGGUUAGUUUUGGGUCGAUUACUCUGUUCUGUUCGCUUUUUGUUUUCUAUGGAAACUACCAUGUAAUUAAAGGCUUACACGAGACAAGGGACUCCUACAUCGGACUACCGCGAAGGAUUCCGAGCAGAGAAAAACACAGUUUGAGUAAUCCAUUAUCUCAGAGAGCCAUUAUAUUCUCGUCUAAAGACAAAAGGAGAGCGUUGCAGGGAUUUUUCGAGCUGAAAAAUGGAAGCCCUGAGCUUAAAAUAACUGACUUGACGACAGCAGUGCAGGCGAAUGUUUACAUUGGAUGUGAAGAUAUACGGGAAACAAAGAUUUUAGGAGAAGUAGGCCAUGGUUAUACUAAGUCUGUACAAAAAGGAUUCAUAAAAGAAGCAGAGGUUGCUGUCAARAGUGUCUUAGAAUCAAGCAAAGAUGUCCAACGCUGUCUUAACAGUGAAGUAAACUACACCAAAGCUGAAUGUUAUAACCUUAUCAAGUACAAGCUGGCAAAAGAAAUAUUACUCCUACAACAACUCAAACAUAUCAAUAUUAUAUCGCUUCUAGGGUUUUGUUGGCAAAAUGAAGUGAAUUCAAACAAUAUCAAAGAACGUGGUCUAACAAUGAUAACAGAAUUAGGUCAACCUAUCGAUGUACUUUCUUUGCUGCAGCUCCCAUGGCAAGAACGCCUAAGAAUUUGUUUGGGUCUAGCGCGACUCAUUCUUUACUUGGAACACUCUCCAGUUGGUUCCCUCAUCAUCCGAGACUUCAAACACAAUCAGUUUGUACUAGUCAGCGGCGAAAUUAAACUAACAGACUUGGACGAUCUCGACAACGAGGAACGCCCAUGCGUAUCGAGUGAACAAUGCAUUGUGGGUACACAGACAGUGAAUUGGACCGCGUUACCGUGCGUUAGCGGUAAAUGCCUUGGAUUCAACCCUGCAUUCAAUAUGUUUAAUAUACGGAGAUAUUUUCUAGAUCACAUUCUUGUGCCCGAAGCACCUGGAAAAGUGAGAAUUGAUUUACAAGAUAUUUUGAUUCAAGCACAGAAUUCGCGAUGGAGUAGUAGGUUGCUAGUGAAGCGCUUGGAAGAUGUUGUGAGGACACUCCGCACGGGAAACCAUAUGACUUUUGACCCUGCUGUUCAUACGCAUGACUAUAACAUCAUCCCAGAAGCUGAUUUUCCCGCGCUACACGACUACGCGUGCGGUGAAACACGAUCUAUGACGUCAUGCGAGUUGGCCGUGUAUAGUCUUGAGGAGGCUAAGUACGAGUGUAAUCAAGACCCACGAUGUAAAGCGUUUGUCGUGACGCGAUUUAAGACCUGGGUUGGUUUCACUAUCAUCUACCUCAAGAAUGACAGUACAGGAGUUCGCUACAGCAAGGAUACAUCGGUGUUCCUCAAGAUACAGCGGUGAUAGUCGGGGUGCAUUUGUUCUCAAGUAAUGAGAAUUGAUCGACACCUUUACGAGAAACCCGUACGUGGUUUGAGUACCGUGUGCAGUAGAGACACAAGUCGUUUUACAAAUGUAUAAGAAAGGAAUACAGAAAAAAGUUCAAAGAGAAAGUUUUUCCAAACAAAUCUUCAGAGACACCUUCACGAGAAACCCGUACAUGGUUUGAUCACCAUCUUCUUUUGCCAUGAUAUCAUCAAACUCUUCGGGAAGAGCAGAAAACUGAUACGUCUGCUCAUUCGAAAGCUCAGAAUACAGAAGAGAAAUUAUUUUCUAGCAAAUCUUCAGAGACACCUUUAACAUCAUAAAAAAAUGGUUUUUGUCGGGUCUAUUUGGACGAAAGGGCGUCUAAAAAACUAACAUCACGAAGAAUAAAUCCUUCAAAACGGUUUUUGUCGGGUCUAUUUGGAUGAAAGGGCAUCUACAAAACAAACAUCACAAAGAAUAAAUCCUUCAAAACGACAGGAUGUAAGAGAAGAAACAAAAAUACAUUUUAGAGUCAAAAAAACACUUGACUCUCGAUAAUCCGCAUAGAAAACCCUUAACGUGGUGAGACCUCUGAUCCCUCUCAAUGAGUUUGGCCGGAAUUGAACACUUGAUAAAMAUUUUGAGGAAUCCUGGAAUAAUCGAAAUAUCAAACCUAAGAUGUUCUCUUGAGUUUGAUUUUACGAUCAAGUGGCUUUAGAUUACUGGCAAUGUUAGUCAAAAUACCCUUGGUGUUAUUUUUAUAGCAGAAAGUAAGGAAUAAUCGAAAUACUGAGCGAAACCAAGAUAUUUUCUUGAGUUCGAUCUUACAAAGAAGUGGCCUGUAGAUUACUAGGAAUCUUAGUAAAAAUAGCCUUUUCAGAAUUCAUUUAUAAAAAAUAUGAAUGAUUAUCUUUAAGGUUAAUAAACAAGAAGCAUACACGCAAAACCAUACACGCAAAACCAUACGAAGAUUAGAAAUAUGAUUGUAUUUUUUUCAAGCAUUAAAUAACGAAGGGACGAACUAUAAUUUCUUUUUAAAAUAUACAUCCAAGAUGGCGGCUAUGACGUCAGAUAGGGUAAAGGCGUCGAGCAUUGAAAAGGUUUACUUGUAAUGAAUGGAAUGAAGGAUAGAAGAACGGGAAGUCCUUUUAGUGUCUAAGGGACAAUAGCAAUAGAGSAAAAUUGUACAAGGAAUAGAUUGUAGACUAAAUAAGAAACGAAAGAUAUAGUAAGGAAGAAUAGAAAGAAGUCUAGAAGAAGGCAUAGAGCAUUGAAGAGGUUUACUUGUAAUGAAUUGAAUGAAGGAUAAAAGAACGGGAAUUAUUGUCCAAGGGACAAUAACAAUAGAGCAAAAUUGUACAAGGAAUAGAUUGUAGACUAAAUAAGAAACGAAAGAUAUAGUAAGGAAGAACAGAAAGAAGUCUUCUGAUAACCUAAAAACGUACGCAUACAAACACUCAUUCAUUUACUUACAAAACAUGAAAAAUAAAUCUAGACUUCAA